UGACUAUAGGUACUUUACUUCACAACAUUUAGUUUAUUCAACAAAAAUGUAUGAUAAUUACGAUCACGCUGACGAUCAGUUAAUCUAUGUACCUGAAAAUAUUUUACAACAUAAUGAUCGUAGUGUAGAGUAUAUGCGACUGGAAGAGGAGUACAAUUCUCUUAACGAACACUGCCAAUGUAAGAAUAUUUGUACCCAAGUAACAUGUAAAUGCAUUCAAAGAUCUGGUGGUUACAAUUAUGAAGCUUACCAGAAAGAUGGUAAAACUAAGUACAAACUUAUAUCGAAAUCAGAAUCAUACCCAGUUGUGGAGUGCAGUAAUGAUUGUUCUUGUGCUGUGGAACUGCAGUCUGUCUGUGGUAAUAGAAUUGUACACCUCGGCCCAAUCGAAGGUCUGGAUAUACGAAGCUGUAAUAAAGGUUUCGGGCUGUUUACAAGAUCUUUCAUAAGUUCUGGAACUUUUGUAUGUGAAUAUGCGGGAGAAAUAUUAACUGCCACAGAAGCUUCUAAAAGACAUGUUAUAAAUAAGAGGGAGGGCAAAAUGAAUUAUAUUAUGUGUCUAAGGGAAUAUUCUGGCAGUAGUACUAUAGUCACUAUUAUUGAUCCAAGUACAUUUGGUAAUAUUGGGAGAUAUGUAAAUCAUAGUUGUGACCCUAACUGUAAUAUUGUGCCUGUUAGAAGUGGGAGCCCUAUACCGAAGCUUUGCUUAUUUGCUUGUAAAGAUAUAUCUCCAGAUGAGGAAAUAACAUUCCACUUUGGGUUAGAUGAUGAGACAGUGAAUGAGAGUGACAGAAUUAAAUGUUUAUGUGGAGCGCAGAAUUGUCGUGGGUUUAUACCCUACCAUAAAUAUUAAAAAUUAGAAAUACUCAGAUGUUUCAUUACUAUUGUCACUACAUAGUUGAAAACAAAGUUGUGUGACACAGACUAUGGAAAGCAACUUUGCUUAGAUCUUUAAAAUUACACAACAGAUUUUGAUGCCGUUUUUAAUAGGUAGAACGAUGCAACAGAUUGAUAUGUAUAAUACAUGCAUAAUAUUCUACAGAAAAUUUUAUGUCUGUGCAAGUUCAUUGCACAGACAUAAAAUUUUAAUUUUAAUGUAGCAGUAUUAAUGAUCAUGUAAUCCAAAAAAUUACUUGUAAUACUUUACUUUGUUUUAUGAAAUAUUAACUCGUUGAGUAACGUCAUUAUAGACACAAUUAUAGAACAAUAAAUAGGU
Spodoptera litura is the source of this 1216-nucleotide messenger RNA. Its product is annotated as putative histone-lysine N-methyltransferase set-23. Gene Ontology annotation, cellular component: nucleus. NCBI's taxonomy places the organism in Eukaryota, Metazoa, Arthropoda, Insecta, Lepidoptera, Noctuidae. Gene Ontology annotation, molecular function: protein binding; histone methyltransferase activity; zinc ion binding. The record is from RefSeq and is a predicted model, not a curated record.